AUGGCCACCUCCAGGUCUGCACGACUGCAGUCUCCAGUCGGCAGAAAUCUUCAAAACGUUGUGUUGGGCAAUCUCUUGUUCCAGCCAUGGAACCAAUCCAUCUACCCCGAGGACCUCGUCGCCAAAGACGCCGACCGGCUUUACGUUUGCCGUUGGUGCUUUCGAUAUUCAUGUGAUGGCGACGUGUCUGAUAAACACAAACGAGCUUGCGAGCAUCGCACAACGCCCCCGGGAACCAAAGUCUAUGACCAUGGCGGGUAUGCGGUUUGGGAAGUCGAUGGGCAAGACUACAAACUAUUUGGACAGAAUUUGUCCCUAUUCGCCAAACUUUUCCUAGAUCACAAGACUGUUUUCUUUGAUGUCGCAACUUUUCUUUACUACAUCCUCACUUUCACCGAUCCUGAUGAUGGCUACUACGUGCUUGGAUUCUUCUCCAAAGAGAAGCUUUCGUGGGACGCGAAUAACCUUGCCUGUAUCUUGAUCUUCCCACCUUACCAGCACAAGCAGCUCGGAAAGUUAUUGAUGGGGGUCAGCUACAAGUUGAGUGGUUGGGAUUCCAACGGUGGACCCAUAGGCGGACCAGAGAAGCCGUUGAGUGAACUGGGCCACAAGAGCUACGUCCGGUUUUGGGCUGAGCGAAUUGCUCGGUACUUGCUAUGCGGCAAACCCGGUAGCAGUGUCCAGGAUCCCGAUCAACAGAAGCCCAACUCGACUCCCAAGGGUUCGCGCAAGAGACCCCCACGUGAAACAAUCACUGUCGAGGAGCUCGGCCUGGGGACGGGCAUGCUCACUGAAGAUGUGAUCACUGCUCUCAAAAGCAUGGGGCUUUUCGAUCCCCAGGCGACUCCUAAAAAGCGUAAAUCAAACCGCACGGGGGUAGUGGACGACACACCACCGGGGCAGAUUGUCACUAUUCACAAAUCUGAUGUUUGGGAUUGGGCCCAAGCCCAUCAUCUGCUAUUAGAAGACCCGGUUUGUGACUCUGGGUUUGAGGGACUUUGGCCCCCGGUCCUCUCAUCCGAAGGGGAUAGCCAGAGUCUUACUUCGGAGGAUAGUUGA
Molecule: messenger RNA, 1059 nt
Organism: Penicillium salamii
Lineage: Eukaryota; Fungi; Ascomycota; Eurotiomycetes; Eurotiales; Aspergillaceae
Source: the annotation of a GenBank genome assembly